AUGUCUCCUGUACCCCCAGACUCCCCUCAGGGCAAAAAAAAAGGAAAAAAAAGAAAGAAAGAAAGAAAUAGUCAUCCAGAAAUUUAUCCUGUGGUAUUAACUACCAACACCCAGGAAAUAUUCAAGUGCCGAAUAGAUGCAGAUGUCACAGAAGAACAACCUUAUAAGCUUAUCAGAAAAGAAGAUAUUUUUGAGGACUUGCGAAACAGAGCUGCAGUCUCUGAUUUCUACCCAGUCAAAAAAAUGGUCCAGGAAUAUCCUGGAGAUGAGCUUGUGCUUGUUUAUGACAAAGACUUCAGAUAUGGCCUUAACUUUUAUCUUAUUGGAACUGAAGAGGGCAAGGAAAACUAUUUAAAUCCCCCAGAAGUACCAGAAGAACAGGAAGAAUAUAAGGAACUUAUUCCUGAAGACAUAUAUAUUUAUAAACCACCAGUCUCUAAACCAUGGGUUUCUUUGGGCAGUGAAAAAGAAAUUGAGGAAGAAUCAGUUAAGGAAUCUACAAAGCAGAUUACAUACAUGAUUUCUCGAAAACGAAGUGAAUUUGGUGCACCUAUUAAGUUCAGUGACCAGAAUGCUUCCAGUGUAAAAGAUGCUUAUGUUGAAUGUACAGCCUACCCAGAUAAAAAUUUUACUCUCAAACUACUUGAAAAAGAUGUUGGCAUGCAAGUAGUUCCCCAAACCAAGGACACAAGUACUCAGACAAGAUGGACAUAUCCCAAAAAUGCUACUACACAAUAUUAUCCAAGAGAAUUCUCAGAAAAGGAAAAAGAGACACUUGGACAAUCAAAGUCUUUGGUUGAUUUUCUUAACAAUGUGUCCAUAAGUGUUGAAAUAGCCCUGCAGCAAAAUGAAAUCAUGAACACAUUUAUUGAUGACUGGAAAUGCCUGGCAGAAGAAGAAGGCACCUUUGGGGACAAGACUGAUACCCACCUGAAAGAGUACCAGUCCUUUACCGACCUUCAUAGCCCAAUGGAGAAAAUGAUUACCUGUGUCUCAUGGCAUCCAACUAUCUACGGUGAGUUGGAGAUGACAGGGAUCCCCUUUUGUGAUGACAUUGAAAUAAUUGUCAUGUGGGAUAUCACUGCACAUGCAGAUCGCAUAGAAAACAUUAAGUCGGGUGGUAGUAGAAGUAAAAAAGCCACACUCAAGCCUAUGUUUCUCCUUGAUCCAGAGAGUAAUAAAGAAGCGAUGUAUAUCAGACAUUGUGCAGUCUCUUCAAUAGAAAGUGGACAUAAGAAAGUAAUUACGGAUAUACACUGGCUGUCUGACACAUUUGAGAUUAACAGAAUGGGCUCGGUGUUUGAGAAUCGAAGUGGAAUAUGCUGUCAACUUGUUACAUGUUCAGCCGAUUGCACAAUAUGUUUUUGGGAUAUUAGACCACAGAAAGCUUUAACCCCCCAACCAACAGAGAAAAAGAAAGAAGAAGUUAUUGAAAUUCCUUUUGAUGUACCAUCUACUUUUUUGCAUCUAGAUCUCUCCUGGAAACCUCUCAAUAAGUUAAGACUGUCUAAGGGAGAAACAAGUUUAGACCAUUGCCCAACAAAGAUAAGCCUGAAUGAAGACCAUCUUAUUUACAAAACACAAG
Messenger RNA from Galeopterus variegatus (Sunda flying lemur), 1585 nucleotides. RefSeq names its product WD repeat-containing protein 63-like. Lineage: Eukaryota; Metazoa; Chordata; Mammalia; Dermoptera; Cynocephalidae. The annotation marks the transcript as partial. The transcript has 13 exons. The record is from RefSeq and is a predicted model, not a curated record. Gene Ontology annotation, molecular function: dynein heavy chain binding; dynein light chain binding. Gene Ontology annotation, biological process: cilium movement involved in cell motility; inner dynein arm assembly. Gene Ontology annotation, cellular component: inner dynein arm.